Molecule: messenger RNA, 588 nt
Organism: Macrobrachium nipponense
Lineage: Eukaryota; Metazoa; Arthropoda; Malacostraca; Decapoda; Palaemonidae
Exons: 1
Coding region: 1-588 (195 amino acids)
Source: RefSeq, a predicted model, not a curated record
AUGAUUCUGCUAAAGAAAAAACUUUUGAAUAAUGAAGUCAUAGCCCAUAAAAAGGUAAGUAAGCUAAUGGUUAAGUUAGAACAAAAUAAGGAGCUUAAGAAAGAGUAUCAAAAAGUGUUUGAUAGUUAUGAGUCUGAUCACAUGAUAGAAGAGGUACCAAGACGGGAAAUUUCAGGUGUGAAUCCAGUGUACUAUAUGCCUCAUCGUCCAGUAGUGAAGUUAAGCAGUUCAAGUACUAAGAUAAGGCCUGUGUUUGAUGCCUCUGCCUCUUGUUACAAUGGUGUAUCAUUGAAUGACUGUUUGUCCUCAGGCCCAUCACUCAAUCCUGACUUGGUUGAGGUGCUCAUUCGCUUUCGUCGUUGGCCCAUUGCUGUUACAGCUGAUAUAAGAAAGGCAUUUCUGCAAAUUAGUGUACAAGAGAAAGACAGAGAUGUUCAUAGAUUUUUGUGGCCAAGAGACGAUGGUACAAUACGGCACAUGAGAUUCACACGUGUACCCUUUGGUAACACAGCGAGCCCAUUUCUGUUAAAUGCCACUAUCAAACAUCAUUUGGAUAAGUAUCCCCCCACUAGUGUAGUGCAAGAUUGA